Acaulospora morrowiae is the source of this 1146-nucleotide messenger RNA. Lineage: Eukaryota; Fungi; Glomeromycota; Glomeromycetes; Diversisporales; Acaulosporaceae. The record is from the annotation of a GenBank genome assembly.
AUGGAAGUUAAACCCACCAAAAGAGUAAACGAACCCAAACAUCUUAGGAGAAAAGUGGUUUUCGUUGAUCCCGAUGACCCCGAAGCUCCUCACUGGUGGCCGGCUUUGGUUGUCCCACUGAGAGAGAUCGAAAUCUUUAAACAAAAAAUGGACAGCGACGUUCAAUAUCCCAGAGAGGGGGAAAAUCUGGUCUGUUAUUUUGAAGACGGGUCCUACUCGAUUGUUUCGGAAAAAGACCAAUUGCCUUUUGAUCCAAAUAGCGAACCAUAUACCACUUACAUGGAAGGUCCAAAUGUUUCUAUAUUUCAAAGAGACAAAGCCGUCACUCUGGCAACUUUAUAUUUCGAAAAAGGGGCGGUACCACCUUCCUUUAAAUGGCUUCGAAAUGAAGAUUCGGGAAAUGCCUCGGAUAGCAAUGGAGAUAACUUGGCAGGGACGAACGAGAGCAAUAACGCCGGUUCUGUGGGAUCGGAUGUUGCUUACAACACUGGAGACGAAGAUGGAAUUGGUGCAACGCCAGAAAAGAACAAUGUCGCCACUACAAAACGACAUCCGAAAAAAGACAGCUCUAAUAAUGAACUAUCGAAUUCAAAUAAGAAAGAUGUGAUUUCUAAAAGAGAUAAUAAUGUUGGACAGAGAAAGGACAAUUCCUCGAGCCAAGGAAAAAAAAAUCCAGUGCCAGUAACUUCGACUCCUGGUUCGCGCAACGCUAAAGUCAAACCUCGAAGUUUUUCGGGUUCUAAUAAAUCGGCUCUUAACAAUCCCACCAACAAUAAUUCAACAUCAUCAAAACCUAUACUAAAUACCAAUUCCACCUUUUUGCAACCGACCAAUAAGUCUGUCAACAAUCUCUCGAGUUCGACUCAUAAUAAUAACGCAAAUAAUAAUACAUCCAACCAACAAUCACACCAAUUGUCUGCGGCAGAAAGGGUAAUAACAUCCAGAACAAAACAAUGUUUUCAAUGCGGGGAAAAGACGACAACGCGCACCGCCAAUAAUAAUGAUAAUAAAGAACCGUGCAGUAAAUUAUUGUGCGGUGACUGUGGAGAAUUAUUGAACUUAUUGCUUAAUCCUUCUUUUCAUGAUUCGUCAAGUAAUAGUAAUAAUAGUAUUAGCGGCGAUGAAAAAGAGAAAAUCACCGAGUAG